AUGGAACUUUGCUCUUGUCCUUUUGGAGAUUUCCAGUCGAACGUCCUCGCUGAACAAUUAACAUCGCAGCCGAAAGACACAAAUACUUUCUUUCUGUCACUCAGACUCAGCCGCGCAGCUCGUUUUUAUUCAGCGCCCACAGUUCACGUAUUUAAGACGUCUCCGGUGCCGAACCGAGAAAUCACACUCUUUACUGCGGCACUUGAAUUGAGAGAAAAAACUAUGUUUGAUGCCAAAAUACGCAGUUGAUGGACCGCGUUAUUCAUUCUUAUCAGAUUACAAAUUAUGGCUUUUAACAGCGACUCCAUGACCGUGGUUAGAAGAUGCCUCCUGACGUUCAAGCCCUUCAGGAUAUUCGUAGUUGGGCUUGGCUUUUUCAGCCUUUGCUUCCUAAUGACCUCCCUGGGGGGCCAGUUUUCAGCCAAACGGCUUGGAGACUCUCCUUUCACCAUACGCACUGAAGUACUGGGAGGGCCAGAAUCUCGUGGAGUCCUAAGGAAAAUCAGUGACAUGUUGGAGAUUAUUUUGAAAAGAAUUGACACUCUAGCAAAACUCAGCAAUACCAGCAAAAGCCACAGCCUGGAGGAGAUCAGCUCUACUCUUGAAAGAUUUCAGCCAAUAGGACUUGUGGAACGGAUUCAGGCCAUUGCUCAGAAUGUGUCUGAAAUUGCUGUCCGUGUGGAGCAGAUCCUGCAGAAGAGUAAAAAUGCUGCCACAGGGAAGGAUGGAAUGGCAGGAGAGUGUGAAAUCCCAAAAGAUCCUGGUUACCCAGACUGUGCAAGUAAAGUUGAUUGGAUGAGAGCAAGAUGGACAUCAGACCCCUGCUAUGCCUUCUAUGGAGUUGAUGGCUCUGACUGCUCUUUUCUUCUCUACCUGAGUGAGGUGGAAUGGUUUUGCCCCCAGCUUGCUUGGAGGAAUCAGAGCAUUCAGCCCACCAUCAGCACCACACCAAAGACACAAGCAGUAAUUCGGGCUGAUAUGGGCCCCCUGCUGGAGCAGGUUGGAUCAGGAAAAGAGUCUCUGAGCUUUAUGAGGAGGCGGAUACGAAGGUUGGCUGUGCAGUGGGCCGUAGCUGCUCGCAGACUAGACAAGCGUCUGCACAGUCAACAGCGGCAGCAGAAGAGGGUGCUGGUACAUGUGGGUUUUCUAACAGAGGAGUCUGGUGAUGUUUUUAGUCCAAAGGUGAUGAAAGGAGGGCCGCUGGGUGAGAUGGUGCAGUGGGCUGAUAUACUCAGUGCACUUCAUGUGCUAGGACAUGACCUGAAGAUCUCAAUGUCAGUCAAGGAGCUGCAUGGGUUUCUUGGUAUUCCACCAGGUAGAGGAAGUUGCCCAUUGCGAGGACCUUUGCCCUUUGACCUCAUCUACACUGACUACCAUGGUCUGCAGCAGAUGAAGCAACACAUGGGUCUUUCCCUCAAAAAGCACAAAUGUCAUAUCCGGGUGAUCGACACGUUUGGUACUGAGCCAGCAUAUAACCAUGAGGAAUACGCCACACUGCAUGGCUACAGGACCAACUGGGGCUACUGGAACCUUAACUGCAGACAAUACAUGACCAUGUUUCCACAUACUCCUGACAACUCCUUCAUGGGCUUUGUUGCUGAAGAACUAAACCACACUGAGAGGGUUAACAUUCAGAGAGAGAAAGUCAACAAUAUGGCAGUUAUCUAUGGCAAAGAGGCCAGCAUGUGGAAGCUGGAAGGGAAAGACAAGUUUCUUACCAUACUGCACCGCUACAUGGACAUUCAUGGAACAGUCUAUUAUGAAGCACAGCGGCCUCCAGAAAUCCCUGCCUUUGUCAUAAACCAUGGCUUGUUGCCUCAACAUGAGCUUCAGCAGCUUCUUAGGAAGGCCAAGGUUUUUGUAGGAUUUGGCUUUCCUUAUGAAGGUCCUGCCCCAUUGGAGGCUAUUGCUAAUGGCUGCAUAUUCCUUCAGCCCAAAUUCCAUCCACCUCGUAGCUCUCUCAACAACGAGUUUUUCAGAGGAAAGCCCAUGUCCAGAGAGGUGUCUUCUCAACACCCCUACACUGAGCAGUACAUUGGCAGACCACAUGUCAUCACCAUGGACUACAACAACUCAGAGCAAAUUGAAGCGACCAUUAAGGGAAUCCUUAAAGCUAAGGUACAGCCCUUUUUGCCUUAUGAAUACACCUCUGAAGGAAUGUUGGAAAGGCUGAAUGCAUACAUUCAACAUCAGGACUUUUGUCGCCUUGACAGCCCAUUUCCAUCAGCCAAUGAGACCAAAUUGUGGCCAGGGAACCCGCCAAACCCUUUUGUCAUCAUGCCUAACUCUACAGGUGUGGUGUGGGCCUCAAACAUCAGUGCUCCAGAAUCUUGGCCUCCUCUUAGUGCCCUAAGGCUGCUCCUCAGUCCUAAGGCCUCAUCGUGUGUGAAGACAUGCCAGGAUGCUGGCCUCAUCUGUGAGCCUGCUUUCUUCCCUUUCAUUAACAAUAUGGAGGCUUUCAUUGGGAUUGAUGUCCAGUGUGAGGCUUUGGAAAUGGAGAUUAACCACUUAUUUCCAGCUGUGGCUGUUAAGGGGAGAGAGUGUUUCCUGCAAAAAGAAGUGCUCCUGUUCAGCUGUGCUGGACUCAGUACCAAACAUCAACGCCUUUGUCCUUGUAGAGACUUUUUGCAGGGCCAGGUGGCGCUGUGUAAGGAUUGCUUUUGAGAUCUGUGAUACACUAAGACCAGAUCCAAGGUAAAUGAGGUGAUAGGCUUCCCAUAAACAUUACGGCCUGAUUAACAAAUCCACCCAUGGCUGUAUACAGAAGGAUCCAUCAGGAAAUGGGAGACAUACGAAGCAUAUCAGAGUUAAGACUGGAUGAGGCAAACAAAGACUACUUGAACCAGCUUCAGCAACUGGACUGCUUAAGAGAGUAUACUUUUUUAUGUAUUGUAGAUGGCA
Molecule: messenger RNA, 2901 nt
Organism: Clarias gariepinus (North African catfish)
Lineage: Eukaryota; Metazoa; Chordata; Actinopteri; Siluriformes; Clariidae
Gene: mgat5b
Product: alpha-1,6-mannosylglycoprotein 6-beta-N-acetylglucosaminyltransferase B
Exons: 18
Coding region: 286-2664 (792 amino acids)
Biological process (GO): protein N-linked glycosylation
Cellular component (GO): Golgi apparatus
Molecular function (GO): alpha-1,6-mannosylglycoprotein 6-beta-N-acetylglucosaminyltransferase activity
Source: RefSeq, a predicted model, not a curated record